This is a messenger RNA of Gavialis gangeticus (Gharial), 4469 nucleotides long. RefSeq names its product elongin C (gene ELOC). The coding region runs from base 73 to 411 and encodes 112 amino acids. The record is from RefSeq and is a predicted model, not a curated record. The transcript has 4 exons. Gene Ontology annotation, cellular component: elongin complex. Gene Ontology annotation, molecular function: protein-macromolecule adaptor activity. Gene Ontology annotation, biological process: ubiquitin-dependent protein catabolic process. NCBI's taxonomy places the organism in Eukaryota, Metazoa, Chordata, Crocodylia, Gavialidae.
GUAGCGGCGUUGACAGACUACCUUGUUGCAGAAGCCGCUGUGGCAAAGAAAUAAACAUUUAAUAAGGAGAGAAUGGAUGGAGAAGAGAAAACAUAUGGUGGGUGUGAGGGCCCUGAUGCCAUGUAUGUGAAGUUGAUAUCCUCUGAUGGUCAUGAGUUCAUUGUAAAAAGAGAGCAUGCAUUAACAUCAGGAACAAUAAAAGCAAUGUUGAGUGGCCCAGGACAGUUUGCAGAAAACGAAACAAAUGAGGUGAAUUUUAGAGAGAUUCCAUCCCAUGUCUUAUCCAAAGUAUGCAUGUAUUUCACCUACAAGGUUCGCUACACUAACAGUUCGACGGAGAUUCCUGAAUUCCCAAUUGCACCUGAAAUUGCACUGGAACUUCUGAUGGCUGCAAACUUCUUAGAUUGUUAAAUAAAAUAAAUUAUAAUAAAAAUGUAAAACUUUUUUCAGUAUUUAAUACCCGUAGUUCAGUUAGUACCUUUUUCAGAUAGCAUGUUGCGUGUGUGAGAUUGAGAACUGUAAAGUUCACUGCAGAGGCAGUUGCCUUCAGUCUUCUUGCAUAGCAGUCAUUCAAGUUGAAAUUUGUUUUGCUGCUUACACAAAUACAGGCCUUUUCCCAAACCAAGACAAAUAAAACAAAUGUACCAGUUAGUAGAUGGCUAUGCCUUAUCCUUUAGGUGUGGUAGAAUUUUCUUUUAAUGCAAUUAUAAAAUACAUAGGCCAGUGCUUUGUAAAAGCUAAUUCUAGCCUCAUGUGUAGAUGUUUAGGGUUUUUAACCAUUGAAAUUUCUAAACAUCUAAACUUGAUCUCCUUACAGAGUAGUUGUCCUUUAGGAUAGUUAAAACUGAAGUACAUUAGCAUUUGCAUCUUAAAUACCCACUUUCAAGGAUUUGUAAACUGGCAAAAACAUUCACUUUAGACUGAAAACUGACUACGUAGGGGAAUUUUUUAUGCUUUAUUUUAACUUGGCUAUGUUUUGGAAAUGCAAAGAAUAUGAUUCAGUUUUCUCAUGUAACUUAAUUCACCCUUUCCCUUCUAUCCAUUUAAUGUUCAGGUCACAGUAGCUUUUAGAGAAAAAAUAUAAAUAACCAAGUUAGUUCUUAAUGCAAACUCUCAAUUUUGUGUGUAUACUAUUUUCUGUAUAACAUGUAAGGUUAUUCAUAAUGUACUCUCACUUGACCUGAUAUUAGUUUUAUAUAAUAGCUGACUAUAGCUUUUUCCCAUUGUUUGUGAUAAGUCAUGUAAACUCUGUAUUUACUCUUGGUUUUAUAGCCUUUAAACCAUCCUAAAGGUGGCUGCCACAGAGGUAGUUCUCUUCCUUAUCCUUUCCCCCUCCCAUGCUUUCCCCUUACUUUCAUAAGAAAAACUGAAAAUUUGGAGAGACUUUUAUUAGGAGAAAAGGGGCAUUAAGUUAUGUGUCUGACCUUUUUUUGUUUCCUUUAAGAUUUCCUAAAUAUCCAAUAUUUCCACGAAUAUGUUGAGCAAAAAGGAUUGACAAGCUAGUUAUAUGAAUGCUCAGUGGAACAUAUAAUCAUCCCUUGGUUUCUGUUGAUAAUUGCCUGUUGCAUCCACUUUUCUCUCAGACCAAGUUUCCAUAAGACAAACGCAGUGAACAGUAUUACUAUGAGUGACAGCCUGGAGACUUCUACUACAAAACCCUCUGUAGAUGAGUGAUAUAUGUAAUUGGUAAUGAGAGAUGACAAAAGAGCCAUCUAUAUCAGUUGUCAUUGCUUCAGUUCUGAGAGAGAGGUGGCUCUGGUCUGUUGUGGAAAUACCACAAAUAGAUGAUGGGUUCUCUUAUUAGUGUAUUAACCAACUAAUGGUGGCCUUAAGGGAUCAUGAAAUCUUGUCAUACCUGGUUGGCAAAUAGGUUUAUAAUUUUUUUUUCUGGAUUAAAACUUGAUGUGUACUAUGCAGUUUGCUGCACACAAAGGAGUUUGACCUAAGUAGGUAGUAAAUUGACCUAAGUAUGAAAUCAAAUUUUUUUUCUGGGCUUAAAUAAAAUGGACUCAAUGGACAAGAUGACGUAUGUCAGUAUGGUGGUAGAUUAGCUGACAUUUACUCACAUUUUUGGGCUCAGUUACCUACACAAGUUGGAGAUGUUGAAGUGUGUUGGAAGACAUUGUAUGAAAGAUUGUAUUUUAUUUUCCCAGCUCUGCUCAGUGCUAUUAGUAGCUCAUUUUCCAGAGCACUAAAACAAAAAACCUAUUAUGCUGCUUUUAUUCAAGCCAGUAGAAAAAUAACUCCAAAGAUUCCAGUGAUUUGUGAUUUGGAUAUUUAGUGAUUGUACCCUCAUUUCAUUUUGAGGGGUCUUGAGUUGUUAAAGAUAGAAAACUUAAUUUGAGUAGCUUCAGGUUUAAAAUGUUUUGAAUUCAAGUGUAAGCUAAGAUUAUUUUGACUUCAUCAGGGGAAAAAUUAAUAAACUUUUUUUUUUUUAAAGAUGCCAUUACAAUAAUUUGUGUUCUGUGACUGUACUUCAGUAUAGUGUGAUAAAAUGGCUGUUGUAUUCCUGGAUAACUAUUCCAUGUUCUGGAUGUUGUAAGAGACACUAAACUGAAACUGAAGUGUCUUUGAACAUUGACAAAACGGGAUGGUGUCCUGGAAUGCAUUGCUUAAAACCCACCUCAUUAAGAAGCUGUUACAAAUGUGGGGGAGGGGGGAAACCUAGUGCAACUUAAUUCACAAAGAAAUGGGUAUGCUCUUAAUACACAAUUGGAAAGCUACCACACUUACUUCCUGAGUUCUAAAUAAAUUUCAGAAUGGAAAAUUUCUAAAAUUUGGUGUGUUUUGUUGGUUUGUGACUACUAACUUUGGAGCAGUUGUUCAUACGUGAAAUCAGUUUUCAUAACUAUACAGUACACAAAUUGUAAAUAUAAAAUAGAUACCUUGGUUGCAGGUGGGCGGAACAUGCCAAUCUUUCCUUCCCCUGAUAUUAAACACUUAUUCUCAUAACAUAAGUACCCAACUAAUAAGACUAAUUUUUGUGACAUUUCUAACCUUACUGGAAAUUUUUAAUUGAAGCCUCUUAACAUUCAAUUCGCUUUUUUCCCUUAUGCUAGCCAACUUUGUAGAUUGCUUUUAUGCGUGUUUCUAACUGUACCGUAAGUAGAAGCAUACGUUUUGAUGUUUAGCCUGGUCUAAAUUUAUGAAUGGGAAACUUGGGUUUUUUUGAUUGUAACACAGGGUUAACUUGUACACUUAAAUAUGUAUCUAUAAUCGAUCAUAUCAAACAUAAAACAGCCUAGUACAGAAAGAGAUGUGUCCCUAAGCCAUCGAAAUUCCAUUCAGCGUGUUGAAGUUCUUAUUUGGUUUUGAGAUUUAAAUCUGGUUCAAAAAGGGCAUAUACUUACAAGGCUUCAUUACAAGCCAAUAUUCUCAGACUCAUAAAUGCUGAAGUUGAAUACAGCCAAAGUUCGAAGCGUUAAUUGUCUAGUGACAAUAUGGUGUUUUUGUAUAAUAGUAUGUGUGUUUAUUUCUUGCAAAAUUGUUAAUGGGUACUGACUGCUCCCUGUUUCUUCCUUAUGUUAUUUGUAGUACCCAUUAAGCUUAAAAAAUGGUUUCCUCCCCCUUCCCAGCCCCUAAAUAAUUUGCUAUGGCAGAGCAAAGCACAACAGUGUUGUGGGUCUUACAGAGAUAUUGAUUCUAGGUCUGUGGCAUAUUUUAAAUCAACAACUGAAGGAAGAAAUAUCCUAGCAACUUUUUGUGUUAAAGUGAAUCAGAUCUGGGGCAUAAAUUAGUUGCCUAUGUAGUCUUACAACAGGUGGACCAAAGUUUUGCUGUUGGCAAACCUGCCAUUCAACAGUUUUUUUUUCCCCAUGGGAAAAAAAGAGUUCAGCUUUUAGGAAUUCUGUGAAAAAUGGAACAACUAUUGGAACUGGUUUUCUUUUUAAAAGAGCUACAGUGGUGAUAUGAAGAGCAAAUACAAGUGCUGUGAAAUUGGUGUUGCACAUGAAUGAAAUAUAUGCAUCCUAGAAGAGUAAAAAGUACUGGACGUUCUGAUUCACUUGGGAGAAGAGUUUGCAUGAGUGACCUAAUUAGGGCAGCCAAAAAAGGAAAAUACAACACAAGGAUUUUUAUAUCUAUUCAAUAAAAAUCUUUUAAGUAUUCUUCUAAUGGGUCUAAUUGUGUGGCAUGAACUAAAACUUUGUAGUUCCUUAAAUAUGAAAAUGUAGACAAGCAGUGAAGAUUAUAUCAUAGGUGAAAAAUAUUAGUUUUGGGAGGAAAUGUGCAACUUGGCUGCAUUAAUUUAGUAAUUCCUUUGAUCAUUUCUGCGAAGGGAAUUCUGUUUGGAUAUAAUGCAGUUAACUGUAGAAAAAGCUAAAAUCACAUUUACCUUUCAGGCAAGAAUGGAAUAUUUCAACUUAAAAAAAAAAAAUCAACUUGUUUGAUGGGAAGGUCUGAGGGCAAAGCCAUAACACACAUUUUUGUAGCCUCAUAUGAGUGAGAGCCUGGGAAUUAAAAUUACUUUA